Molecule: messenger RNA, 1256 nt
Organism: Elaeis guineensis (African oil palm)
Lineage: Eukaryota; Viridiplantae; Streptophyta; Magnoliopsida; Arecales; Arecaceae
Source: RefSeq, a predicted model, not a curated record
AAGUGUCUUCCGUGGCUGACCGGGCUGAGACAUGGCGGUCAGUUUUAGCAGCUACGGUUUCCAAACUGCAUCGCCGGUCUCAUGGCGGCGGUGGAGGGCGGCGGCUUCGACUGUGGAGGAGGUGGAGAUAAGGGUGUGUGUGAAUCGGAGCUGCGGGCGGCAGGGGUCGAGGGAGAUGCUGGCGGUGCUCUCCGCUCUUGCGCCCACGGGGAUCGCUGUCACCUCCUGCGGGUGCCUCGGCCGGUGCGGCGCCGGGCCCAACCUCGCCGUCCUCCCCGCCGGCUUCUUGGUCAGCCACUGCGGCACCGCCUCCCGCGCCGCUCAGCUCCUGGCCGAUCUCUGCGGCUCCGCCUUUGACCCCCAGAGGAAUCUGGAGGCGUUCACCCUCAGGAAGAAGGGAGAGAACGAGCUCGAGAAGGGGAACGCCGCCGAGGCCGAAGCGCUUCUUUCCCAGGCCAUUGGUCUCGAACCUUCUGGAGGUUUGCAUUAUAUAUACAAAAGCAGGUCAUCUGCAAGAUUAGCUAUCGGCGACAAUGCUGGUGCUUUUGAUGAUGCCAAUGAAGCAUCUAGGAUAGAUUCCAAAUAUCCUCAGGCUUAUGUAUGCCAAGGCGAUGUAUUCUUGGCAAGGGGAGAAUGGGAUGCUGCAGAAAAGGCAUAUUCAACUGCUUUGCAGCUUGAUCCAUCAAUUCGUCGCUCCAAAUCAUUCAAGAUGGCAGUGCAGCAUCAGAGGGAGGGACGGCGGCGGAGGGAGCGGCGCCGCCGCCGGACAAUUGCCGGAGAUCAGCCGUCAUCGAGUGGACCGCAUGGAUUGCCUGCUCCAGUUGGGGCACGCUGAACGGCGGUACGCUUGCUGCCUCCACCGCAGCCGCCGGCGCCAUCCCGCCCGCCACGUCGACCACGUACUCCGGCGCGAUCCUCCGCCUGGCCUCCUCCAAGAUCUCCUCCGCCCGAUCGCACGUCACCUUGAACACCUCCCACCGAUUUUUGAAGUUCUCGAGCGCCACCUCCAUCGCCGCCGUCCGCCGCCCGCAGGUGGCCUCCUUGACCUCGAGCAACCCCGCCGCUGCCGCUACUAAGUCGUCGUACGCAUCGCUCAUCGCGUCCACAGUGCUCUCCAUUAGCGAUGCGAUUCUGGGGCUGGGAUAAUUUCUUGGCCCACGUCUUCAUAAUUUAUAGAUGGUUGUCAGUAAUAUAACACUAUUCAAGUUUGCGACUACUUCAAAGAUAAGGAUCCCGACUUCCAGGCCGAAUUUAAG